AUGGGAUCAUCUGUAUCAAAACCAACUAUUUCAUUCGAUGGUGGAAGAUUAUUGACAAUUAUAAUUAUUGAUUGUGAUAAUUCUUCUUAUUACGAGGGAAGUGAAAUCACUAAAGGAACAGGUCAUCAUCUGCAUGUCAGCAUUUCAUAUGGCCCAGAUAAUAAAAGUAUUGAAGCACCAUUCGUAAAGAGAGCUGUCUUUAGAAAAGGUGUAUUACAAUUCCCACUUUCAGAUGCUACCAAUACAUUCACACUCUCAUUGGAUUCCAAUAAUCUUAAUUUCGGAUCCACUUCGGUUGCCAUGAAUAAUCCAGAUCAACUCGUUGAUAUCGAUGUACAAGGAGUAUCAGAAUCACUAGUAGGAAUCACCACCAAAGUUAGAUUGAUGUAUUCGACCACAUUGAAUAAUUUACCAAUUCAACAAGUAAAAGAUAAACAUAAAACAUUGCUAUUUGAAGAGACAUUGAAUCAAUUGGAUAGCGGAGAUGUUAUACUUUACGAUGGAUACACCAAGAUGUCGCAGUUGAUCAAAAUGAAAACAUAUGCACCCUAUUCACAUUGUGGAGUUGUCAUAAAGACACUGCCACCGAGAAAGAAAGGCGAACCACUGCCAACACAACAGGAGUUGUAUGUGAUGGAAUCUGUUGGUCCUGGCGAGGGCAAAGAUCCAUUCCGUAACAAACAAACUCUGAGCGGUGUCAACCUGUUCCCUCUCAAGAAGCGAGUUCUCAACUACGAUGGUGGCGUGUGGUGUCUGAAACAACAGCAACCACUCAACCCGAUUCAACUCGAGUGUUUCACACGUGGCAUCUGGGAGUUCCACGGAAGAAGAUCGCCAUUCGACAUCAUCCAGGGUGGUGUUCUCCUUAUUGAGAAAAUGAAUCUCUGGAAUAUCGAAUCGAAUCGUGCCGUCUUUUGUUCAGAGUUGGUAACGUAUGCACUCUCGUACGCAGCGCUACUCACCGAAAAAGAAGAUCAUCCAGCAAACACAACACCUGGUGAAGUCAGUGAUUUCGAAUGUUUAGGAAGAAAACAUCCAAUUCGUUAA
Messenger RNA from Heterostelium album PN500, 1047 nucleotides. RefSeq lists its product as uncharacterized. Bases 1 to 1047 code for a protein of 348 amino acids. The record is from RefSeq and is a predicted model, not a curated record. NCBI's taxonomy places the organism in Eukaryota, Evosea, Eumycetozoa, Acytosteliales, Acytosteliaceae. The transcript has 4 exons.